Messenger RNA from Amblyraja radiata (thorny skate), 615 nucleotides. RefSeq names its product gamma-crystallin S-1-like. Gene Ontology annotation, biological process: lens development in camera-type eye; visual perception. The coding region runs from base 16 to 543 and encodes 175 amino acids. Gene Ontology annotation, molecular function: structural constituent of eye lens. The transcript has 3 exons. The record is from RefSeq and is a predicted model, not a curated record. Lineage: Eukaryota; Metazoa; Chordata; Chondrichthyes; Rajiformes; Rajidae.
GUUACCAAGGCGAAAAUGGGAAAGAUCAUCUUCUACGAGGACAGGAACUUCCAGGGUCGGCACUAUGAGUGCAGCACUGACUGUGCCGACCUGUCCCCUUACUUCAGCCGCUGUAACUCCAUCCGUGUGGAGAGUGACUGGUGGGUGGCGUACGAGAGACCCAACUACAUGGGGUACCAGUAUGUCCUGAACAAGGGGGAGUAUCCUGACUACCAGCGCUGGAUGGGAUUCAACGACAACAUCAGGUCCUGUCGCAGCUACCCUCAUUACCAGGGAGGCAACUACAGGAUGAAGAUUUACGAGAGGCCUGACUUUGGAGGACAGAUGAUGGAAUUCAUGGACGACUGUCCCUCCGUCUACGAUCGUUUCCGUAACCGUGACAUUCACUCCUGCCACGUGAUGGAUGGUCACUGGAUCUUCUAUGAACAACCCAACUACAGAGGCCGACAGUACUUCAUGAGACCCGGGGAGUACAGGAAAUACAAUGACUGGGGCGGAUACAACUCCUCUAUCGGGUCUUUCAGGCGCAUGAGGGACUUCUAAAUUGUUGCUCUUGAAAAUAUAAUUUCAUGUUGUUGAAAUAUCUACAGAGGUAAUAAAAUACCUUUUAUGACA